AAAAUUCUGCUGUCGACUCUUCACACUUUCUCCUCUCUGCUAAGUGGAAUCACACACUCAAGAGCACGAAUUAUUGGCGCAGUCACCCUCUACAACGAAACAGGCUCACCCAUACACGCCCGAGCGAGAUGGCCGAGGUCCUAGGGAUCAUUUCAAGUGGUGUCGCCAUCGGCAAGGCAACUGCAGCCAUUCCAAACAGCCUGAUAAAGCUCAACGAACUCUGGAAUGAGUUUCGGGAUGUACCAGAGGAUUUAGCAUUCCUUGUACGGCAGAUCGAGAUCUUGCAUCUACUCUUCGAAGAAAACGAAAACCAAGUCAGCCGGGCCCGACAUAUCUCCCCUCCUCAAUCUGUGGAACGCGCUAUUAAGCUCGUGAAUAAUGGCGCUCAAGAACUCGAGGCACUGGUUGAAGAGCUACAAGGAGGAUUGAAGCAGAGACAAGGGUGGAAAGCAAAGGUUGCGACGGCGAAGGUGGUACUGAAGAGCCACCAGAUCAAGAGAUGCAAAUCGAGGCUUAAAGCUACGGUUACUCUAUUGAACCUCGCAAAACAAUGCCAGAUGACCUACUUGGCUUCAAUGAUGGAAGAAGUAAAUCAGUUGCAAAAGAUCAGAUCAGGAGACACGGACGGCGAAAACGAGUCUUCGUCUUUACAAAUUUCCACUAAAGAAACCAAGCACCGUCGUGGCCCUAAUGCGGAGCUUGCUUUUCGAUUUAAGCUACGUUUUCUCAGCCGACAAUGGAACCUUUGUGUGUACCGAUCCCAAGUCGGCUGGGAUUGUGGAUUUCGUACCUGGAAUAUGGUCUCGGUUGAUUCUCCGGUAGCGCGGUGUAUUUCCCUUGAUGAUGUGAAUGCGCUGCGCCAGCUUUUCGAGACAGGCGCUGCAUCGCCCUUUGAUCUUAUUUGCAACGGGAGCUCUGACUCCCAGCCAAAUACACUUCUCACUUGUUCUGUAGCUUAUGGAAGUCACAAAUCUUGUCACUUAUUGCUGAAUCAAGGAUUGAACGCAUACGAAGAAAGCAUUGAGCACCCCAGAUCAAUCUUCCUUUUCCUCCUAUGGAUAUCAUACCAGAGUGCCGGACGCAACGCUGCACCUGAGAUCGGUAGACACCAGAUCUAUCUAUCAAUUGGGGAAAUGCUGCUACAGAACUUUCAACGUAUUGAUUUCCGACCGAGCCUCCGUCGUAACGGCCUUGAAUAUGGCCUUCUCAGUUGUUUUAGGGGAACUCUUGUCGCGUUCCAGCUGAUCCAAGCUGCCUAUUGCCCGAACUACCACGAGUCAUCCUUCGAACACAGAGCCAGAAUUGCAAAAGAUCUAUUACGGUAUAACACACCUGACACCACGAUGGCAGCCUUAGGUACUAUCAGCAGCCUUGGUAUUGAUCAACUUUUAGCCCCGGUAUGGUGGCUGUCUGACACUACGACAACUCUAUUUGAUGCUGUAGCCUAUAAAUUCGGCCUUGCACUUUUCGAACCCUGGUAUCAACCAAGUUCAAGAGAGGUUUAUAAGCCGCUGUGGGAUUUUUCUUAUGUAGAGCAAGAGAACGGCGUCACUUUCAGGCUUUUGUUUGACCCCGACAAAUAUCCUAUGUGCGGCUGGCAAGCAUUAGUUAGACAAAUCCUGAAUAAAGGUGCAGACCUGAAUAGGUGUGGAUUGUUUGGCACCCCACUUAUUCGGAUGUUGAGAGGAGCCUAUUCUCUGAGUUGGUGGUAUUCGUUCGAGCUAAACGAUCCGCUCGGUGACGUUUGUUUUUGCGACCGUCCUUUCCAGCACCAGCACAGAAGAGGAGAGGAAGCAUUGCUCACGUGGCUUCAAACGCUUCAAGGAUUUGGGAUUGAUCUGGAAAGGUACGGGAAGACGGAGCACAAGCUCUUCUAUCAGGAAAGCUCGUCUUGGAGAAACCUAGAAUUUCUCAUUCCAGGUCGUGGGGAAGAGGUGUAUCCUCUGCGCUUAAUUGGAUUGCAGGUUGGGCCAGAGCCCGAAGACUGGAAGGUCUGGCUUUCAGAGCCAUCUGACGAGUUUGCGGGAGACUUUUGGGACAUGCUUGAGCACCCUGAAAGAACUAUCCCUGGAGCUUGGGAUGAUUUCACUUGGUAAUUCCAUUGCCUAACUUCGAGAGUGAUGAUCGAAGUAACAGCAACGUAAUGAUUUUUAAUGAAGCUGGAAAGUCACAGUCUGCAUCAGCAAACCCAAUAAAAUGACAGGUGGGUUUAAAAUAGCAUAGAAGAGCAUGGAAUAGCUCGUAGUUGGAGUGGUGCAGCGCGACUACAUCCCUUCAGUUGAAACAUACUG
Messenger RNA from Hyaloscypha bicolor E, 2291 nucleotides. RefSeq lists its product as uncharacterized. Bases 129 to 2096 code for a protein of 655 amino acids. The transcript has 4 exons. The record is from RefSeq and is a predicted model, not a curated record. NCBI's taxonomy places the organism in Eukaryota, Fungi, Ascomycota, Leotiomycetes, Helotiales, Hyaloscyphaceae.